Molecule: messenger RNA, 690 nt
Organism: Polyodon spathula (Mississippi paddlefish)
Lineage: Eukaryota; Metazoa; Chordata; Actinopteri; Acipenseriformes; Polyodontidae
Exons: 4
Coding region: 1-690 (229 amino acids)
Cellular component (GO): plasma membrane
Source: RefSeq, a predicted model, not a curated record
AUGGAUGAUGUGUGUGAGAACUUUGCACAGGUGCUGUGGAACUACCUUCAGAUGCACCACCCCCUCACUCAGAGUGAUGUGAUAAUUGGCCUGGGCUGCCAUGAUACUCGGGUUGCGGAGCGAUCAGCCAGCCUGUUCCUGGAGGGAUGGGCUCCCUGGCUGUUGUUUACAGGGUACCUGGGGAACCAGACUGCAGGUGUCUGGCAGCGUCCAGAAGCUGAAAUCUUCACCGAUGUUGUUGUUAAAAUGGGAGUCCCCAGGGACAGAAUAUUGCUGGAGACUGGAGCUACCAAUACAGGGGAGAACGUCAGGUUUUCUUUUCAAGUACUAAUGGAGCAAAGUAUUCCAGCUUGUAGGGUAAUACUGGUCCAGCAGCCAUUCAUGGAGCAGCGGGUGUACGCAACCUUCCUGCAACAGUGGCCUGGAGAGAACACACAAGCCAUCGUCACCUCCCCCAAGGUCCAGCUCCAAGGCUUCUCCAACUGCCAAGUGGGCAGCAUGCAGGACCUCAUUAGAUACAUGUUAGGUAAUAGGAAAGCUUCACCUUGGUGGCGCAGCCAUCCACUAGCGCCAAAGUGCCUUUCAACACCGGCUGCUGGAGACAAGCGAGGUCUCAGACUAGUCCUCAAUGCACCUGAACCUACAUCACAACACUGGCACAACAGAGACCUGAGAGAGGCGCAGGACUGA